Molecule: messenger RNA, 426 nt
Organism: Diaporthe amygdali
Lineage: Eukaryota; Fungi; Ascomycota; Sordariomycetes; Diaporthales; Diaporthaceae
Product: Cytochrome P450 monooygenase 2
Exons: 2
Coding region: 1-426 (141 amino acids)
Source: RefSeq, a predicted model, not a curated record
AUGGCUAUAUUCACCCUCGGCAACACUGCCGACCUGUCCGAGCAGUUCAUGCUUGGAAUCGCCCGCCAAGCGCAUCUCCAGACGCCGCUGGGUCAAGCGCAAUAUGACGCUGUCGAACGCAUUCAAGCUGAAGACAGGCGACUGGAUGUCGAUGGAUUUGCACCGGACGUGAAAUCCGAGUUUGCACGCGGAUCAGGGGCGGUGGCCGUACCGCUUCCUGGCGAAGCGUACGGCGAGCCCGGCCAAAAUGAGCUCAGCGGCGCUGCUCGUUACAAAGUCGCCGGAUCAUCUCGACUUCGGGAAGCCACCGAAAAGUGUGCAAGGAGUCGGAAGGACACAUCGUCACCUAAUGACACGUCUAUAUCCCGGGAUCUCAUUUCGUUGCAGCAAUUACAGCAGAACAGUGACAUCCUGUCAGAUACCUGA